Molecule: messenger RNA, 6218 nt
Organism: Trichechus manatus latirostris (Florida manatee)
Lineage: Eukaryota; Metazoa; Chordata; Mammalia; Sirenia; Trichechidae
Gene: TMEM131
Product: transmembrane protein 131
Exons: 40
Coding region: 2-5443 (1813 amino acids)
Cellular component (GO): membrane
Source: RefSeq, a predicted model, not a curated record
AAUGGGAGUGGUGCUAGAAUCCUGUCUUCUCACUCCAGGUACUGAGACAACACUUGGACUCAGUUCAUAUCAGCAGAAAAGUAUAUCUCUGUACCGGGGUAGUUGCAGACCUAUACGAUUUGAGCCACCAAUGCUGGAUUUCCAUGAACAGCCAGUUGGAAUGCCAAAAAUGGAAAAAGUUUACUUACAUAAUCCUAGUUCUGAGGAAACUAUUACUUUAGUAUCAAUAUCUGCUACCACAUCACAUUUUCAUGCAUCAUUUUUUCAAAAUAGGAAAAUUCUUCCAGGAGGAAAUACAUCAUUUGAUGUUGUUUUUCUCGCGAGAGUCGUGGGGAAUGUAGAAAAUACUUUAUUUAUUAACACAUCUAAUCAUGGGGUGUUUACUUACCAGGUAUUUGGUGUUGGAGUUCCAAAUCCCUAUCGACUAAGGCCAUUUCUUGGGGCCAGAGUCCCUGUGAAUAGCAGUUUCUCACCCAUAAUAAACAUACACAAUCCUCACAGUGAGCCUUUACAGGUUGUAGAAAUGUACUCCAGUGGAGGAGAUCUUCACCUGGAACUUCCCACAGGUCAGCAAGGAGGUACCAGAAAACUGUGGGAAAUUCCACCUUAUGAAACCAAAGGAGUGAUGAGAGCCAGUUUCUCAUCUCGAGAAGCCGACAACCACACAGCCUUCAUACGAAUCAAGACAAACGCUUCAGAUGGCACGGAGUACAUCAUCCUUCCCGUGGAGGUCGAAGUUACCACAGCUCCUGGAAUUUAUUCUUCAACCGAAAUGUUAGAUUUUGGUACACUACGAACACAAGAUCUGCCAAAAGUUUUAAACCUUCAUUUAUUAAAUUCAGGAACAAAAGAUGUACCAAUAACAAGUGUCCGACCGACACCACAAAACGACGCCGUAACUGUGCACUUUAAACCAAUUACGUUAAAGGCUUCAGAAAGUAAAUACACUAAGGUCGCAAGUAUUAGUUUUGAUGCAUCAAAGGCAAGAAAAACGUCUCAGUGUUCCGGGAAAAUAACUGUUAAAGCAAAGGAGAAGAGUUACUCCAAACUCGAAAUACCCUAUCAGGCAGAAGUUUUAGAUGGUUAUUUGGGAUUUGAUCACGCUGCAACAUUAUUUCACAUUCGAGACAGUCCUGCUGAUCCAGUGGAAAGGCCAAUUUAUCUUACCAACACUUUCAACUUUGCGAUCCUCAUUCAUGAUGUUUUGCUACCAGAAGAAGCCAAAACAAUGUUUAAAGUUCACAACUUCAGCAAACCAGUCUUAAUUCUUCCAAAUGAAUCGGGGUACAUUUUUACCCUGUUUUUCAUGCCAUCCACAUCAUCUAUGCACAUAGAUAAUAAUAUUUUACUUAUUACGAAUGCAUCUAAAUUUCAUUUACCUGUACGGGUGUACACAGGCUUUUUAGAUUACUUUGUGUUGCCCCCCAAAAUAGAGGAGCGCUUCAUAGACUUUGGCAUACUGAGCGCAGCAGAAGCAAGUGAUAUUUUAUUUGCAAUUAUAAACAGCAAUCCAAUUGAGUUGGCUAUAAAAAGUUGGCAUAUCAUAGGAGACGGUUUAUCAAUAGAGCUUGUAGCUGCAGAAAGAGGCAAUAGGACUACAAUUAUUUCAAGCCUUCCAGAGUUAGAAAAAUCCUCACUAUCAGACCAAUCAUCAGUAAUAUUAGCUUCAGGCUAUUUUGCUGUAUUCAGAGUCAAACUUACUGCAAAAAAACUAGAAGGGAUUCAUGAUGGAGCCAUACAGAUCACAACAGAUUAUGAGAUCUUAACAAUUCCUGUGAAGGCUGUGAUUGCAGUGGGCUCCCUUACCUGCUUCCCAAAGCACAUGGCUCUCCCACCUACCUUUCCAGGGAAGGUAGUCCAUCAAAGUUUAAAUAUCAUGAAUUCCUUCUCACAGAAGGUAAAGAUACAGCAAAUUCGUUCUUUGUCAGAAGACGUGCGAUUUUACUACAAACGAUUACGGGGCAACAAGGAAGACUUGGAGCCGGGAAAGAAAUCAAAGAUUGCAAACAUUUAUUUUGAUCCUGGACUGCAGUGUGGGGAUCAUUGCUAUGUUGGCUUGCCUUUUCUAUCCAAAUCUGAAGCCAAAGUGCAGCCUGGUGUUGUCAUGCAGGAGGACCUCUGGGAGGCUGACUGGGACCUGCAUCAAAGCCGCUUCAAAGGAUGGAUGGGGCUAAAGGAGAGUUCCGGUCACAGACUGAGCGCUGUAUUUGAAGUAAAUACAGACCUUCAAAAAAAUAUAGUAUCAAAAAUCACUGCCGAGCUCACCUGGCCUUCUGUCCUUAGCUCACCCCGGCACUUGAGAUUUCCACUCACCAACACAAACUGCUCAUCGGAAGAAGAGAUCACUGUGGAAAAUCCUGCCGAUGUUCCCGUCUACAUUCAGUUUAUUCCUCUGGCUUUGUAUUCCAGCCCUUCAGUCUUUGUAGAUAAGUUAGUAUCAAGGUUUAACUUGAGUAAGGUGGCAAAGAUAGAUUUGAGAACACUAGAAUUCCAAGUCUUCAGAAAUAGUGCUCUUCCACUGCAGAGUUCAACGGGAUUUACCGAAGGCGUCUCUCGACAUUUCAUUUUAAACCUAAUUUUAAAACCUGGAGAGAAGAAAUCUGUCAAAGUAAAGUUCACUCCAGUUCACAACAGAACUGUCUCUUCACUAAUCAUAGUCAGAAACAACCUGACUGUAAUGGAUGCUGUACUGGUUCAAGGACACGGGACAACCGAGAACCUGAGGGUGGCGGGCAAGCUGCCAGGUCCCGGAAGCUCCUUACGCUUUAAAAUCACAGAAGCAUUAUUAAAAGAUUGUACAGACACUUUGAAACUAAGAGAACCAAAUUUCACGUUGAAAAGAACGUUUAAAGUAGAGAACCCGGGACAACUGCAGAUUCACGUCGAGGCCAUUGAAAUCAGUGGGUACUCCUGUGAGGGCUACGGCUUUAAAGUUGUUAACUGUCAGGAGUUUGCACUGAGUGCCAACACUUCUAAAGACAUAAUCAUAUUGUUUACUCCUGAUUUCACAGCUUCCAGAGUUAUUCGCGAACUGAAGUUUAUAACAACAAGCGGCUCUGAAUUUGUGUUUAUACUGAAUGCAUCCCUUCCUUACCAUAUGUUAGCAACCUGUGCAGAAGCUCUGCCCAGACCCAACUGGGAGCUGGCUCUGUACAUCAUCAUCUCAGGAAUAAUGAGUGCCCUCUUCCUUCUGGUCAUUGGAACAGCCUAUUUGGAAGCUCAAGGGAUUUGGGAGCCAUUUCGGAGGCGACUGUCCUUUGAGGCCUCCAACCCGCCCUUUGAUGUGGGAAGGCCAUUCGAUCUCAGGAGAAUCGUUGGUAUUUCAUCUGAAGGAAACUUGAACACGCUCACCUGUGACGCUGGUCACAGCAGGGGGUUCUGUGGAACUGGCGGCUCAUCAUCCAGACCCAGUGCAGGGAGUCAUAAGCAGUGUGGCCCGUCAGUCCAUCCACACAGCAGCCACAGCAAUAGAAACUCAGCUGACGUGGAAAGCGUCAGACCCAAAAACAGUUCCAGUACCUCUGGCAGGACUUCUGCACAAGCAGCUUCCUCACAGUCUUCUGGCAAAACCAGCCCCCUUGUCUUAGAUUCAAACGCAGCGCCCCAGAGCCACACAGCGGGCAGGAAGUCCAGAGGGGCCAAACAGAACCAGCAGAGCAGCCAGCACCAUGUCCACAGCCCGCUGGAGCCACACCCUCCACCUCCGCCAGCACCGACAGUGCCUCAGCACCAGGAGCCGCAGCCCGAGAGGCUGUCUCCCACCCCCCUCGCACACCCUGCCCACCCAGAACGUGCCAGCAGCACAAGGCACAGCUCAGAGGACUCAGACAUCACCAGUCUCAUAGAAGCCAUGGACAAAGACUUCGACCACCAUGACUCCCCGCCCCUAGAAGUGUUUACAGAGCAGCCUCCAUCACCAUUGUCAAAAAGCAAAGGGAAAGGAAAACCUCUCCAACGCAAGGUUAAAACACCUAAAAAGCAAGAAGACAAGGAGAAGAGAGGGAGGGGCAAGGUGCAGGAGGACGAGCUGAAGGACUCCGUGGCGGAUGACGACAGCUCCUCCACCACCACCGAGACCUCCAACCCAGACACGGAGCCACUGCUCAGAGAGGAUACAGAGAAGCAAAAAGGGAAACAAGCCAUGCCUGAGAAACAGGAAAAUGAAAUGUCUCAAGUGAAGCCGAAAAGCAGGAAACUCUUACAUGUCAAGAAAGAAAGCCCAACGGAUGUGAAACCCAGUUCUUUAGAGCUGCCAUAUACACCCACAUUGGAAGGUAAACAACGUAGAAAUCUCCCCACCAAGAUUCCUCUUCCGACUACACUGACGAGUGGAUCCAAAUCACGAAAUUCCCAGAAAACAAAAGGUACAAAUAAGUUACUGGAUACCAGGCCACCCGCCCUGGCCAAAUUCCUCCCCAACAGUCAAGAACCAGGCAACACUAGUAGCUCAGAGGGUGAGAAAGACUCUCCUCCGCCAGAGUGGGAUUGCAUGCCCGUUCACAAACCCGGCAGCUCCGCCGAUAGUCUCUAUAAACUCUCUCUGCAAACUCUCAACGCCGACAUCUUCUUGAAACAACGCCAGACCUCACCGACACCCGCGUCGCCCUCGCCCCCCGCCGCGCCCUGCCCCUUCGUGUCCCGGGGCAGCUACAGCAGCAUCGUCAACAGCAGCUGCGGCAGUGACCCCAAAACAAAGCAGCCAAGUGGAAGCAAACACAAACUGACAAAAGCAGCCUCGCUCCCCGGACAGAACGGCAACCCCACCUUCGCUGCAGUCACAGCUGGUUAUGACAAGAGCCCAGGUGGGAACGGCUUUGCUAAAGUUUCUUCAAACAGAACCGAGUUUUCUAGCAGCCUGGGCAUUUCGCACACUCCCGUUGACAGUGACGGCUCCGACAGCUCGGGUUUGUGGAGUCCCACCAGCAGCCCAGGCAGCCCCGACUUCACCCCCCUCAACUCCUUCUCAGCCUUUGGGAACUCGUUCAAUCUGACUGGCGAAGUUUUCAGCAAACUCGGGCUGUCUCGAUCCUGCAAUCCGGCUCCCCAGAGGGGCUGGAGUGAGUUUAGCAGUGGCCCUUCGUACCUUUGGGAGUCUCCAGCGAUGGACUCCAGCCCUUCCUGGCCAGCCAGCUCAGGCUCCCCGACCACCACCGCCGCAUCCAUUCUCGGCAGCACCAGUGGCCUGUGGUACACCACUCCGUUCAGCAGCUCGAUUUGGUCCAGCAGCCUCAGCAGUGCCCUCCCCUUCACCGCUCCAGCAAACACGCUGCCCGGGAUCGGCCUCAUGGGCCCAGAAAGCUCCCCCGCUCCGCCCACCGCCUCCACCUCCAGCCCAGCCGACGACCUGGGGCAGACCUACAACCCGUGGCGGAUAUGGAGCCCCACAAUCGGGAGAAGAAGCUCCGACCCUUGGUCGAAUUCGCACUUCCCUCAUGAGAAUUGAAAUGAGGCAAAAACAAUAAAAUAAAAAGUGGGGCCCUGGCUAGAUCAUGAUAUGCUGGUUCUGAGACAUCUUUUUCAGGCUCUUACGCUGUAGCUUCCCACUCCCCCCUCCUCGUCUUUGCAAAGCAGACUCAAGCAGGCAGGCUUGUACCACCGCUUCUCUCAGAUCUUUCUUGCAAUUAUGGUAACACGAGAUUUGCUGUUGUGCUUUUCGAGAAAAGUCUGGGCUUAGCCACAAACUCUGAUAAGACCUGUACAUCGGAAAACCUUGACUGUUACCAAGUUUCCACCACCUGUCCUUUUUUCCCCCAUUCUUUAUUUAUCUGUAUAAACAACAAAUUCGACAUUACGGCUAAGGAGAUAAUUUGAGCUAAUUCAGAAGUCCUGGCAUGUGACAAUUUUAUUAAAUUACCAAGUUUGGUUUUUAAUAAUUUUGCAAUAUUAUGCGCCAAGCUCUAAUUUUAAAAAUGUAUAAGGACUUUGUGCUGAAAAUUACAGAGUAUUUUUUUAAAGUAAGGCUGUCAUGGUUUAAAAGCAGAUUACAGGAGUGUAAGUCACCUUUAAGAACAGUGGAUGAAUGUACACACAUUCAGUUGAGACCAUAUGCAUUUUCUGUGCUGUUUGUACUUGAGGUAUGUAACAUUUGUAUACCUGAAUUUAUUUUAAAGAUGAACUGAAAUGCACAUAGCCAAGUCUUGAGAUACAAGAUUGAACGUGCGUUUCUUAAAAAUACAACUUUGCGUUGUACUUUGAAAUAAAUGAUGCUUUUUUCAAAA